Dentiscutata erythropus is the source of this 132-nucleotide messenger RNA. NCBI's taxonomy places the organism in Eukaryota, Fungi, Glomeromycota, Glomeromycetes, Diversisporales, Gigasporaceae. The record is from the annotation of a GenBank genome assembly.
CCUUGGUGCAAUUAAAAACUUUCAAUUCCAUUAAAUGUAUAAAUUCAGCAGAAUUGUAUAAUUCAUUCCAAAUAUUUUCAAAGUCUAAAUUGAAAAGUGCAUUGUAUUUAAGAGAAAAGAUAUUUGAUGAGA